Penicillium antarcticum is the source of this 633-nucleotide messenger RNA. RefSeq lists its product as uncharacterized. The transcript has a single exon. Lineage: Eukaryota; Fungi; Ascomycota; Eurotiomycetes; Eurotiales; Aspergillaceae. The record is from RefSeq and is a predicted model, not a curated record. Bases 1 to 633 code for a protein of 210 amino acids.
AUGUCCGACUCUUUCACAAGUUCAUCAUACUACUACAGUUCCACAGCCAGCGGCAACGACGGCCAGGUCACAACCGGCCAUCGCUAUUCAACAACCUCGCAUACCGAGUCCGACGGCACAACCAUCGUCCGCACGGCACACCAGGACCUCGGUCAGCCAGCUAUGAUCGAGGAACGGCGAUAUGAUAGUACCGGCCAGGAGCAGCUGUCCCUGCCGGAGCCCUUGAAUGCGGGCUAUACCUCUAGUUCUGGUUCUGGGGCCACGUCGGCUGGUGGUGUGCGGCGGAUUGUGGAAAUAGACGAGGAGGAUGAUACGCCGACCCCAACGUCGACGCCUGGUGUUGUUUCGCAUUCUGGGCCUAUCCUUGCUGGUGGGGCUGCGGCGCAGUUGCUUGAUGGUGAUGGGGAUGAUUUUGAUAUUGGUGUGCAACCUAGGGAUAGUCGUGUUUAUAACCCUAUGACUGAUGCUUAUGAUCAGCUUGGGGAGUUUGAUGUUGAUCAUGUUACUGGGCAGCAUCGGAGGAUGAUUGGCAGUGGAGCGAGCAGGGAUGUUGGGUUCAGGCAAUUUGAGGAUCCUAGUACUGGAGCACGCGUGCCGAGACAGUCUGGGUUUGACGUCAACAAUGUGAUUUAA